AUGUCAGAAUUUUCAGGACUUGGUAUAGUGAUGGAAGAACACGAACCUGAGACAAAAAGGCAAAGCAUCGUAACGGGUCUAACUGACUCAGAAGUUUUGUUACCUCCCUUACCUGAUGAAGAAGGCUUUGAGUCUCCACAUACUAUUGACACGGCCGCUGAAUCAUCUUUAGACGAUGGGUCGUUGGACGAAUCAAGAAGAGACUCUGAAUUUUCAAAUUUUAUAAGUCAAAGACCAAGCUUUUCAAACUAUGAGCUAGGUGCACCGAGUUUACUUGACAAUAUUCUGAUAUUGUCAUCACCAACAUCUACAACUUUCAUUAGUAAAGAAAAAGAAAAAGAAAAGGAAAGGGAGACUAAAGAUAAUCCUUUGAAGAGAUUAAAGAGCUUAAAGAAGGGUUUGAGAAAUCUUUCACUUUCAAGCUCUAGUAACCCUAAAGUGCGACCCACAUUAAGUCCUCUUCAGACACAUACGAAGAAUCUUAGUAAUGACUCAUCUAUCUCAACUAUAGACAGCAUACAAUUCAAGGCAAAUAGAUCGAGAACACAUUCAACGCCAACUUCCUUAACCGCACCAGUUACACCACCUAUUGCAUCACCAAUGAUCAUGCUCUCAGAGAACAUAGCCUGUUCAAAGAAAAGUUUUUCAGAUAUAGAGAAAACCUUCUUUGAGACUAUAAGUCUUGAUAAAAUUUUUGAUAGUAAUGAAGAUUAUGAUAUCCAAAAAAUUUCUUCGAUUGACGAGUUAAAGACAGCGAAGGAAUUAAUUAGGUACUCCUCUUACUUGAAAUUUCAAAGAAAAUCGAUGGUUGAUGCCUUUGAGUUGACCAAAUCGAGGUUACAAGGAUCUGGUUGGUGUUCCGAAUAUGACCUACACAGUUUACAAUUGCAACAAGAUUCUUUGUUCUGCGAUAUAGAUACCAAAUUAUUGCAGACUGAAGAGAGACUAAACAGAGAAUUCAAUUUGUCAUGCAUGGGAAACAGCAAGACUCCGAAGACAAGUGGUAAAAGCAGCUCACGUUCCUCAUCUACAUCAUUGCUGUGUGACAUGCCCGAUAGUCCGAGUCUUAAAAUUUUGGAGUCCCGUUGCUUUUCAAUUGCUGACCUUUAG
Molecule: messenger RNA, 1110 nt
Organism: Priceomyces carsonii
Lineage: Eukaryota; Fungi; Ascomycota; Pichiomycetes; Serinales; Debaryomycetaceae
Exons: 1
Coding region: 1-1110 (369 amino acids)
Source: RefSeq, a predicted model, not a curated record